AACUUCAACUUCAACGCAUUGACAUUAACGUUAACGCGUAUUCAUUCGGUUCAACCCACAUCGCCAUUCAUAUCUUCCCACAUUCUCAGCGAUCAACAACGACGACAAUGGCCUCCAUCUACAGUUGCAGGCAGUGCGGGGCCAACCUCAACCUCCACACGGCCCACCUCUUCUCGGCGGAGAUCUACUUCGAGGCCGGCAACAAGGACAGCCUCUCCUUCGCCCUCGUCGACGCCACCAAAUUCACUUUCCUCAAAGAGGACAAAAUCAGGCCCUUCUUCGAGUCCCUCAAUUACUGGGGAAUUCAGAGGAAGAGGACCAAGAUCAAGUGCGUUAGUUGCGGCCACCUCUUGGGUUACAUCUACGACGACGGCCCGCCGCUCACCGACAGCCCCGGCCAGUUCCAUUUCGGCCCUAGCCAGGUCAUCCCCAGGGCUCCAAGGUACCGGUUCAAGACCAAGGCUCUCCGGAUUACUUCUGAAACUUAGACCGGAUUUUCAUGCUUCUGUGUGCAUCAGUGCGUGGUUAAGAAUUUUAUAGAGGAUUUGGGGUUUCUGCUGUAUACUUGGAGUUUCUUCUAUCUGGAUUGUCAUUAUAUACAAAUACCUUCUCCUCCUGAUUAUGACGUGAACUUGGCUACGUUCACUACCGGUCAAAAUUCCCUUGUCUUCCACUCUUCAAAUGGAAGAGGCUUAAAGG
This is a messenger RNA of Diospyros lotus (date-plum), 699 nucleotides long. RefSeq lists its product as uncharacterized. The transcript is spliced from 2 exons. The record is from RefSeq and is a predicted model, not a curated record. Lineage: Eukaryota; Viridiplantae; Streptophyta; Magnoliopsida; Ericales; Ebenaceae. The coding region runs from base 108 to 488 and encodes 126 amino acids.